Actinia tenebrosa (Australian red waratah sea anemone) is the source of this 2620-nucleotide messenger RNA. RefSeq lists its product as uncharacterized. The record is from RefSeq and is a predicted model, not a curated record. Lineage: Eukaryota; Metazoa; Cnidaria; Anthozoa; Actiniaria; Actiniidae.
UCGAGGCAAAAAUUCCAUUCUUAAAAGAUUCAAGUCAAAGACAACACGCGAUAAGCCGCACCGCUAAAAAUCGAAAAACAGCGCCAGAAAUACAUAAUGCCUUCAUCUUUAUCUCAUAGAAAACGGACAAAAGCAAGCAGCGGAAUAAUCGAGAUAAGAUUUCUAGAAGAGGAAAAAAAGAGAUGACCGCUGUGGUAACGAGUAUGCUGUUACUUGUGCCGCACACCACGUGCUAAUAGUUUUUAACGAAGCCUUUUAAGUAUUCAUCUUCGUAACCAGAUGAUAGGUCUUUAAUAGAAAAGAUUAAAGAUAACCGGCCGUUUUCUUUAAGACCGACUCGAAUAGCUGUUAUUCUGCCGUACGUGGUUGCUUUUCAUUUUGAAUUAACUAGUAUUGCUUUUAGCCGAUUUCUAAGUAAACAGAUAAGUUUUUAAGAAAAAAGUAUUUUGCCGCGAUUGAAGAAAAUUGGUCCCGCCAGGUAGGCGCGCUGUGCAUGCUUGGUGUGACGACAGGAUCAACGUAAACUAGUGCUACCGUAUAAAUAUAAUCAAUCAGCUGUCCAGUCUGAAGUGUAUUGCUGACCUGAGUUAUGAUAUAUCCGUCAUUCAAUGAAGUUUGGUAGAAGUCCUUUGCUGUCCUUGGAAUCGCAACAUGGAUCUUUUUCACUGUAGUACAUGGAAUUCCAUGCACAUCUUGCUCCUCAUUCAAUGGUUCUCUGUCACAAGUGUCUGUAGCCCGAACUCCAUUAGUCCCAGACGUUCUAAGUCAAACCUUACAAGUGGAGUGCUAAAAUGUCCCAAUGUGAAAGGAUCAUCAGAUUGUAAGAUGUCUUGCAUGAGAGAUGAACACUGUGACAACUAUGGUGAUCUCCUCCGGUGUUGUCCAGUCGGACCUGGGCAUGUUUGUAAAGCUGAGUGUAAAGAGCCAGUGUUAAGUCAAGGCGGAGGAUCAGGAAUAUGUUAUGAUUUCAAGUUAGACAGGCAAUAUGUGUCUGGUGAUUUGUUUGUAAGGGAUGGUGUUUGUUGUCGAUGUGAGAGAGAUGGAAGAGCUAACUGUACUGCUAUUGGCUCUUGUAAUCAAGGUUGUUAUUAUGGGUCUACUUACUAUAAUGAUGGUGUAGCUAUUUCAAGAAGUUCUUGUCGGAACUGUACAUGUGAAAAUGGUACUGUGUUUUGUAAAUGGAAUACUAACUGCACACAAGAGAAGUGCAAAUACAAAGGAAAAGUCUAUACCUUGGAACAUAUUAUCAGAUUGGAUAACGGAUGUAAAGAAUGCGUUUGCCAGUACAGAGGCUGGAGUUGUACUGCAAUUACUUGCAAUGCUGCACGCUCCUCAUCCACUAGUGUUGGAAUAUCACGUGUGAAGGCUUGUGUUUUUGCCAUUUUAAUAGUGAAUAUGCAGUAUUUGUUACAAAGUUAGCAAUGAUACUCCUGUAUCAAUUUAUAUUAUUUAGAAGUGUACAUAGAAAGGUGAGAUAAUAAUACAUAAUUUACAUUAGUUUAAUAGAUAAAUUCAUUAGUUAUUUGUCAUAAUUAAGAUGGUUCCAUUGUUUUGUUAAGGCUGAUCUUUAUUCUUUGGGUGCAAUUGUUAUGUUAUAUCCACCAUGUUGGUUGAUGAUAACAAAAGCAUUCCUCACAUGUACUUCUCUUGUUAGAUCAACCAACAUGGCGGCUGUUUCAUUGUUAUUUAUAUAACCCCAAGAAUUUACGUUUGAUUAAUUUUAAAAAUCAUCCUGCAUGGGUCCUGCACAUACAUGUUCGUCUUAUCCGCAGCAGUUCCUUACAGAAAACUAUAAAUGUGGUCACUCCCAGAACUAUUUAGCACAGUUUCAUAUGAAGCUUGUUGUGGCAAUUGCAGUACUGAAAGCUUUCUAUAUUAAUAUUCCUUUGGUCUGGUCAUCUUCUAGCGGCUCACCCCCGCUGAGGUCUGUGUUCAAAGUUUCCCUCAUUGUAAAUUUCGUUUCUGCUCUAUUUUAAAUGAACAGUCGUAAUUUACAUAUAUAUAAAUAUAAUAUAUAUACACUCGAUUGCAGAAACGUUGUAGUCAUUUAUACAUUUAUACAAAUAUCUAAUGAGAUGCAUAAUGCAAAAUCACCAUUUUCAGCGCUUAAAAUCAAAUGAUUUAUAAUCUGUACAAUCUAAUAGACAAGAAAAAAUAUUUCGACAGUCAUUGAAUGAAACAAACAAACAAUAAAUAAAGCGAUUUUUCUGUUUUGCAUAUCAUUAAAUAUACUGAAUAAAUUAGAUAUAUGUAUAAAUGUAUACAACAACGUUUCUGCAAUUGAGUGUGUGUAUAUAUAUAUAUAGCAUGAAAGGGACUGAUGCGAAUAGGAUAUAUCGUUUACAUUAGAAGAAAUAGGACUUGUUCAAGAAUCUUUACAUCAGUGAUGGUGAAGAGUUUAUACCCUGGCCUAUGUUGCCACAUUAGUGUCAAUAGUGUUAAGCUAUGAAAGUUUUCUCAUCCAAUAUUUUACAUGGAAGGGUUUCGUUCAAUGUUGUUAUACUUUGUAAUAAUACCUUGGGUAUCUUUUAUACAAUUCCAUCGUUAUUAAACAUUAAAACCACAACUAUGUACAUAUGUCCUUUUUAGUAAAUAAAAAAAACACGAAAUUAUGAAUUUU